Messenger RNA from Pungitius pungitius (ninespine stickleback), 1546 nucleotides. Its product is annotated as stonustoxin subunit alpha-like. Gene Ontology annotation, molecular function: protein binding. The record is from RefSeq and is a predicted model, not a curated record. Lineage: Eukaryota; Metazoa; Chordata; Actinopteri; Perciformes; Gasterosteidae. The coding region runs from base 432 to 1304 and encodes 290 amino acids. The transcript is spliced from 6 exons.
CUUUAUUGAUAAUCUGUCACAACACAGCGACCUGCAAGCAGUGCGGCGUCUUAAAUAAGGUGUAGCCGAGGGUUUACGCCUUUAGAAAUGAACACAAAGGCUGAAGUGUUUCCCAUCAGUGUUGUUCCGUGGUACCGGAGGGCGGUCCGCUCUUAGGCCUGCGGGUUUUUAAUAAUUAAUCAUUAGCUGGGUAAACGUGACCUCUCUCUCCACCCCCCCCCCUCUCUCUCUCUCCCUCUCCCUCCCUCUCUCCAUCUUUCUCUCUGUGCAGAAGUGCGGGACAGUCGCAGAAAGUCUUCACAGUUUUACUUCCGCAUCUUUAAAGUGAUCAGACCUUUUGUUGCAGGUGAAGCUGUGAACCGCCUUCACACAAUUCACAGAUUCAUCCAUCUUCUGUCCACAAAGAGGACGCUGACUUCAUCAGAGGACCGAUGGCGGGAGUCAAGAAGGACAUCUUAAAAAUGUUCAAACAGCUCAAGGAGGAGGAGUUCAAAGAGUUCAAGUGGCACCUGGAGAACGAGCCAAUCCCGGGAGACCCCCGAGCAGUCCCACCCAGUGACCUGCAGAACGCAGACCGGAUGGACACAGUGGACCUGAUGGAGCGUCACUACGGCACAGACUCGGCUCAGUUGGCCACGACGGUUUUGGAAGAGAUGCAAAAGAACGAUCUGGCCGAAAUAUUAUCCAAGACAACCUCUGUGGGCGAACCAAAUCCUGUGGGAGGAGAUGGAAAUCAAGAGAUUAUCGCAAGACCAGGUCUGAGGAAGUAUUUCUGUGAACUCACAAUCGACACAAACACAGUAAACAAAAACCUCAAACUGUCUCACAACAACAGGAAGGUGACAAAUGUGAAGGAGGUUCAGUCAUAUCCAGAUCAUCCAGACAGAUUUGACUGUUAUCAGCUGCUGUGUGGAACUGGUCUGACUGGUCGCUGUUACUGGGAGGUCGAGUGGAGCGGAAGAUUUAAUGCAUCAGUGAAUUACGGAGGAAUCAAGAGGAAAGGAGACAGUGAAGCCUGUUGGUUUGGAUACAAUGAUCAGUCCUGGUAUCUGGAAUGCUCUGAUAUAGGUUACAUUGUCCGUCACAAAGGGACAGAAACACGCAUCACAUCCUCCUCCUGCUCCUUCCCCUCUGGUAGAGUAGCAGUGUAUGUGGACUGGCCUGCUGGCUCUCUGUCCUUCUACACAGUCUCCUCUGACAGACUGAUCCACAUCUACACCUUCAACACCACAUUCACUGAGCCUCUUUAUGCUGGGUUUGGGCUCUGGUACAGUGGUUGCUCAAUGUCUCUGUGUUCUCUGUAGGAGGAAGAGUCUCCUCCUGUAGAGAACAUGUGGAUGCAGGUGGAGCAGGUGAGGCGACACAACAAAUCGAUGGUGGUAUUUGUUGCCAACACUUUGAAUAAUUUAUUUUUAUUGAUUUUAUCGAUCAUUGCAGCCCUAAUCUAUAGAUUAUCAUUUAGAUAAAUGUCUCUGUAUGAUAAAUUGUUCCUGUGUGUGUGUGCUUCAUUUGCAUUCAUGCUAAUAAAAGCAAGUUUUGUCAAGGA